AUGGGAUUACUGCUUCUACAAGGAUUUCCAUGUAUGCCUGUGUAUGUGUGUGAGCCAGGGGACGCUAAGAUGAAGAGUGUCAAACAUGUUAUAGAUGAGAUCAUGCAGCAGGAGAUCCGGCCGCUGCUGGCUGUGGACAUCAUAGAGCAGCUCCACCGCCAGUUCGCCUUACUCUCAGGAGGGCGAGGGAAAGAUGGCGCCCCCAUCAUUAUUUUCCCAGAGUACUCGAGCUUCAGUGAGGUGCCGGAGGAAGACUUCCUCAAUGUUGUUACCUACCUGACCAGCAUACCCAGCCUGGAUGCUGCCAGUAUCGGCUUCAUCAUCGUCAUGGACCGGCGGAAGGACAAAUGGAGCUCAGUGAAGGCCUCUCUGUCCAGGAUCGCUGGGGCGUUUCCUGGAAACCUGCAGCUGGUGUUGGUGCUGAGGCCGUCCAGGUUCUUCCAGAGGGCCAUAUCAGACAUUGGGUUCAAGAUGCACAAAGACGACUUUAAAAUGAAGGUACCGAUCGUGAUGCUGAACUCAUUGUCAGACCUGCACAGCUAUGUGGAUAAGGGCCAGCUGACGCGGGAGCUGGGAGGAUCUCUGGAGUACUGCCACAGUCAGUGGAUACACCACCGCACUGCCGUCGAGAACUUUGCCAUGACAGUGAAAACCACAGCCCAGAUGUUGCAGAGGUUCGGGUCAGCUCUGGCAGAGACGGAGCUGCCCAAUGACGUCCUGUGCACCAAAGACCUGCUCACAGCACACACCGACAAACACACCAACCUCAAGGAUGAACUGAAGAUAGCUUUGAAGCAGGGCACCACCUUGUUAGGGUGUAUCAAGGAGCAGGCGGCCAAGUCAGAGAACCACCAACUGAACCCAGACGAGGUGGAGAACCAAACCACUGUGGAAAGGCUCCUAGCCCAGCUGGAUGAGACGGAGAACGCCUUUGAACAGUUCUGGUGUAAACACCAUCUGAAACUGGAGCAGUGCCUGCAGCUCCGCCACUUUGAACAGGACUUCAGAGAGGUUAAAGUGUCUCUAGACAGUUUGAUGGACAGUCUAACCGGCCUAUCAGAUAUUGGGGAUUGCGUGGCCAGAGUUGAAUAUCUGCUCAAAGAACUGAAGACACUGGAGGAGAAGGCUCUGCCCACACUAGAGAAGGCCCAGCUCCACGCACUGCACGGAGACCAGCUGAUCCAGAGCGACCACUACGCUGUGGACUCUAUCCGACCCAAAUGCGUGGAGCUCCGGCGGGUCUCUGACGACUUCAGCAACGAGUCCAAUAAAAAGACCGAUGUCCUGUCCAAAUCCCUGCAGAUACACAUGGGCAUUGAUAAGGUUAACCAGUGGUGUGAGUCUGGCAUCUACCUGCUGGCCUCCCAGGCUGUGGAUAGGUGUCAGUCACAGGAAGGGGCGGAGUCAGCACUGACGGACAUAGAACGCUUUCUGGAGUCUGCGGAAAACACUGAACUGACUGAACUGAGGAACCUUCACAAUCAGUAUGAGGUCGUCCUGUCCGAGGAUAUCAAGGCCAACGUCCUGAAGGCCCUGAAGCGCCUGGAGGACGUGCAGGAGAUGUUCCAGAAGCGGCACGUCAGUCUGAAGAGGCUGUCGGCCAAACAGACACGGCCCGUCCAGCCCGUCGCCCCACGGCCCGAGUCCUCUCCCAAACGGCCACCUCUGAAGACCCCCCCCAGGACCACAGGGGCCCAGCAGCCACUGGCUCGCAGAUCGUCUGAUAACACCAACAGUGGCAAGCCGCCAGUCGAAGCUGACCCCAAGAAGAAGAACAUACGCAAAGCCAAAGGAGGCAUCAAGAUUGAGGUGAUGCACGAGGAAAGCCAAGGAGGCUCCACCCACGUUGUUGUGACCAGUGAGACGGCGGAGAGUCUAUCCAACAGACGCAGACACAUCAUGACGGAGCUGAUUGAAACAGAGAGGCUGUAUGUGGAGGAGCUGCAAAGCAUCAUGGAGGGUUAUUUUGCAGAGCUGGAUAACUCCGAGCUCAGCCACCUAAUCCCCCCCACCCUGGAGAACAAAAGGGAUGUGCUGUUUGGCAACCUGCCAGCCAUAUACGAGUUUCACAACAGGACAUUUCUAAGGGAGCUGGAGAACUGUGCGGAGAAACCAGAGCUGGUGGGGACGUGUUUUCUGAAAAGGAAAGAAGAGCUUCAGGUGUAUGAGAAGUACUGCCAGAAUAAACCCCGCUCUGAAGUCAUCUGGAGACAGUGUGGAGACAGCCUCUUCUUUCAGGAAUGCCAGAAGAACCUGGACCACAAACUCUCUCUGGAUGCCUACCUGCUGAAGCCUGUCCAGAGGAUCACCAAAUACCAACUCAUGCUCAAGGAGAUGUUGAAAUGCAAUAAAGGCGAGGGGACGGCUGAGCUGGAGGAGGCUCUGACCACUAUGCUGGACAUCAUCAAGUCUGUCAACGACUCCAUGCACCAGAUAGCCAUCACUGGUUUCGAGGGAAACCUGAGUGAACUGGGAAAGCUGCUGAUGCAGGGAUCCUUCAACGUGUGGACCGACCACAAGAGAGGCCACAGCAAGGUGAAGGACUUGGCCCGGUUUAAGCCGAUGCAGAGGCAUCUGUUCCUGUAUGACAAGAUGAUGCUAUUCUGUAAGAAACGAGAAGAGACGACAGACGGACACGACAAGACCCCGUCCUACAGCUUCAAACACUCUCUCAAGAUGAGUGCAGUGGGGAUCACAGAGAACGUGAAAGGUGACAUCAAGAAGUUCGAGGUGUGGUACAACAGCAGAGAGGAGGUUUACAUCAUACAGGCUCCUUCCAUGGAUGUGAAAAACAUGUGGGUGUUGGAGAUUCGUAAAGUUCUUACAGGCCAACUCGAGGCGUGCAGAGAAGCAAGCCAGCACAACAUCUCUGGGGCCCCGAUGAGGAAUGUCUACAAGAAGGCGCUGAGACAGUCGGAUUCAUCAAGUCCAGAGUCAGGCUUGAGGAGAUCCAACCCCAGCCCUAACAUGAGGCAGAAGAGAGUUGAUGCUUCAGCCAGCCAAUCAGGCCUCUCGGCUGCUAACGCUAGGAAACGCUUCACCUUGCAGGGACUUUCCAACAGGAGGUCUCUUCAAGCAGCUCCUGCUGCUAAGGAGGCAGAGGUCACCCGUCGCUUCUCUCUCGCCUCCUCCCUAACCUCCUCUUCCUCCUCCACUUUCGCCGCACGACGCACAAAAGGUCCCCUGUCUGCUAGCAUAAAGAGCAAAAGACAUGAGAUAAAGAGUGAUCCCACUCCAUUUGGUUAUGAAGAUACUUUGCGUGGUGCUAUGGCUGCAGUCAGGAAGCGUCAGAGCCUGAUUAGCAGCACUGCUACUGCUGCUAGCGCCACUUCAACUGUCCCUAGAUCCACAUCCCAACCAGGUUGGGCCCAGCGGCGUCACCCUUCCAUGGACACAGACGACUUUGAGACGAUCCCCUCCAGUGCUGAGGAAUCCUCCAACUCUUCAGAAGAAGAAGGCAACAAUAAAAAUGGAGACAGCAGUCGUUACCGGGUGCAGCUGACCUACCAGUCCCGUGAUGCACAAGAUCUCUCUCUGGGGACGGGGGACCUGGUCCAGUUUCUGGAGGAGGCGGAGAGCGGACACUGAUAUCUUCAGUGAUCUGUGUACAGCAAUACUCUCUGACUCGGAUGAAAAUGAAGCCAGUACGUGGGGAGAUGUGUCUCAAGACAGCUGAUGAACCUGGCUGACUAUAUUGGACUACAACAUUUUUUGUUGGAUCACAAACAUGGUUUUUCAACCACAGUUUCCUAGUUUUCUACUUGUAGUUAUUCAUGAUGGACUACAAAUAUGCCCUGCUAUCCUUUUUUCAACUGUUUUCAUGUCUGACACUUUGAAGCUUCUCUGUGAAGCCUCUGGAAAAAGCUGGAACCUUAACAUGCCAGAAUGCCACAGCGGGAGAGUGGAGUGCUACAUCUGUAAGACUUUUAAUUCUAAGAACUACAAGCUGUCAUCUGUGGAGAUUGAAAACCUGAAUCGUUGUAGUUAUUGGAUUUUACUGGAUUAACUCUAUUGUACUGUAGACAAUGCAACUCCAGAGUGGUUGGGCUGAAUACCUAAAACACUCAGUUCCCAUUUCUGACUUUGAAAACCUUAGGGAACGUGAUAAAGUCUGUGUGCUGGUUGUGAGCAGACCUUGGCAAGGUGCCUUGUUUAGCUGCUACACUUCGCUGAAGUAAAACUCUUUCAGACCAGGUUCUGCCUCUGCUGCCCUGCUUUAGUCGCUCAACUCUUCAGGUUCAAACUAUGACACCUUGCAGUAGCUGCAUGCUCCAGAACAACUUUGAAGUUGUCUCACUUGCCUUUACUCACUCUUGUAGAACCCCACAUAAUGUCAUUACGUUACAUCAGAUUAUGUUAUCUCAAAGUGUCAGCUCUUGCACCCUGUAGACUUGCAAAAGAAAUAUCUCCCCUUCAUACUUGAAGUUACCCCAGAUAACCCUGUCAUUAUAAAAGAAAAAUAAUUUACAUUGGUUUUAUUCAAUCUGAAAUAACUUAGGGCAUGUCCUCACAUGUGUCAUACAGAUAAAAUAUGAUGUUUUGGUCGGAAACCUUUUAUAUGUAAAUCAUUGUUUAUUUUGAUCCAUGAUGCCAUUUUUGGCAUAGAAGGUUUCAUGGUUGGAGAUGUUAACAUUUUGUACAAUUUUUCCAAGGUCCAAGAUGUGGUUCUCCUAAUUGACUACUUAUUAUGUUUGCUAUAAUGCAUUUACAUGUUCAUCUUUAGCAAAAAUAACAACAUUUUAAACAGUAAGUGAUAUAGGAAUAUCACACUAUCUGUCACUCACUUAGGACAUUUGAUUGAUUACAUAAUUUAUCUCAACAACAUUGGCAUCGACUCAUAGCUAGCAAUGUUCAUACACAUAUAUUAUCAGCGACCAGAUUGAUUGUAUUUUCACUAUAGAUACUAUGAAGAAUCUGAAUACCGGUUGUGUAGCUGAAUUCAAUAGAGCGGUGCAGCGAUGACAUAUUUUGGGGUUUCCUCGACAAUAUUAGCAACAGGAUUUGUCCAUUCGAUUUUAGAAGGGUUCAGAAAAUAAGCUCUUUGGCAAACACAUAUUUAAGAUUAUUUUUGAAGCCUUAAUACAAUCCGCAGGAGUAAAAGCUAACCUUAGGUUAUAAACUAACUACAUCAUGGUCGAACGGCUUAGUAUCAAGACCACUAAGCUAACAGCAGACUUGUGUUUAGCAUGAACAUUUUUUAGCCAAUUGUUAGCAACCUCUGUUUUUAUGAAACAGAGAAGCUAUAGAUAUUCACAACUUGGGAAUUUACUGACCAACUUUAUGUUGAAGAACAACACUUUGACAUUUUGAAGUUUCUGUCCCACAGGCCGCAUUUCAGGAAUCUAACCCAAAACCCAGGAAGAAAGUGCUAAAAUGCUAACUCAUUUCUGCGUUUUAGUACUUACUACUGCACUACUCUAUAGCCCAGCUUUGCAUCAGCAUUAUCAGAUUCAGAGUCUUGUGAAGUCCAAGUUGAAACCAGUGUUUUUGUUACUGAGAUAUUAGCAAUUGUUAGCUAUUUGUAAGCUUCAGGUAAGCUAAGCUGCAAAGUCAUGUCAGGGAACUGGCAAUUUGCUGCAAGUGAUUUUUCAGGGAGAUGCUUGUUAUCAGGCUGCACCCGGGCUGUUUCCUACCCACAGCUGUAUAGGAUUCACUUUUCCAGAGAGUAUAAUGGCUCUGUACACUGAAGUUUCAUUCAUGGAGAGGGAAUGGAGAACAUUACAGUAAAUGUAAAUAACUGCCAUUGCCAGUCUAACAUUGCAUCAUUUUCGGCUGAAGAUCAAUUGUUCUGUAUGUCCGCUGUAAUGUUGUACACCAUUUUCCCUAAGAGGCUUUCGGCAUUGUUUUGCAUAUCUACUGAUAGAUUGAAUUCUACGGACUAUUUACUGAGAAAUCUCAGACAGCAUCACUGUACUCCGGAUAGACGGCAUGUCCCAGAUAGCUUCCUACACAUACUCAUUUACUUAUGUAAAUGAAAGGAGAAAUCGAGAUGAUCUUAUAGUCUGCAUAUUCACCUGAGGACUGAAUACAUAACUGGAAUCAGUCUUUAAAAGCAACGCCCCAACGUUGAUAGGCAAAUAAAAAUGAUGCAUAGAUGGAUAGGUAUAUUGGUGGAUAUAUGGAAGUAUAAAGUAGGUAGGUGGAUGGAUGGAAGUAUAAAGUAGGUAGGUGGAUGGAUGGAAGUAU
Trematomus bernacchii (emerald rockcod) is the source of this 6186-nucleotide messenger RNA. RefSeq names its product MCF.2 cell line derived transforming sequence-like 2 (gene mcf2l2). Lineage: Eukaryota; Metazoa; Chordata; Actinopteri; Perciformes; Nototheniidae. Gene Ontology annotation, cellular component: cytoplasm. Gene Ontology annotation, molecular function: guanyl-nucleotide exchange factor activity. The record is from RefSeq and is a predicted model, not a curated record.